GACACAGGAACGGGAUGACCCUCGACCUGCAGACCUGGCCCUGUGCCCUAGUUCUUCUGCUCUUGGGAGCUGCUCUGUGCACCCGUGCUGUCCCCAGGAUCUGCUCGAGGACAUCCACAGUCAGGCUGGAGACAUGGGGGACCAGCCCUGCCCACUGGGCUGCAGGGAUCCAAAAAGCCACCUCCGCAAGGUGCUGAAGGAGCUGUCGCUGCUCCGGCUGCUGAAGCGCACGAACCGCAGGAUCCUGCGGCUGCACGCCGUGGCCGUGCAGUGCUGGCACUCGCUCGCGGCGCAGAGGCUGCCCGGCCUCCUGCCGGUCCCUCCCAGGAUGUGCCACCUCACCCCAAAGCCACAGGAGGUCACGGAGGCGGCCGUCGGCAGCCCAGCCACCAGCACCACCAGCAGCAAGGAUGUGCCCAUGGACCCCGAGACCAGGACCCCGCUGGGGGACCCGCAGCCUCUCACCAAGAACUUGGGUGCUGGCGAGGCCAAGGAGGACGUGCUGGGGACCCUGCCCCAGCGCUUCCACUUGCCAGCCCCCAAAGUGCUCUGCCGGCCGUCGGCCCAGCGCUGGGUCAAACCCUGCUGCACCCGCUCCUGCAGCGAGAGCCUGGAGCACGCGCUCACCAUCCACUACCCGCAGUGAGGGCGAGGCGCCGCUGCCAUCGGUACGAACCCCAGCGUGCAGCAUGCCCUGCUGGCUGAGCGGGGGUCUUUCUGCCUCAGAGACCCCCAUCAACGCCCAGCUCGUUAGCAAGGCGGCCGUGUUGCUGGCUUUCCUUCCAGAGCUGCCGGAGGUUCGGGGCUGGGAGGAGCAGGAGGUGAGCUUCCAAGAGGAGAUCUGUGGGGCGAUGUACCGAGCCACUGUGCUGUGAAUAAAGGGAGUGAGCUGUGCCUUCCUGACCCAGACUUUCUGCCUGAGAGUUGUGUUUGGUUUGGCGUCCCGCUGUGUUUGCAGGUUGGUGGGUUCCACUUGCUUUGGAUUCCAGGGGAUGGAGACGUCGGGGGUGAUGCCUGUGUACAGAGGGGCUGGGAAUCUUUCCUCCCCGCACCCCAUCACCAGGCACCAGGAAAAGCUAUCCCCCUGCUGGGCUCGGGGACCAGCAGUCCCCAGGAUGCCCGGCCAGGGUCAGGAGCCUUACAGUCAGAGUUAGCAGCUGCAGGGCUCCGCUCCCCUGGGUUUCCUUCUGGGGAGCAUGGCAGCAUUUUCCCACCAGCCUUGCAGGUAAAACCCCAGCGACCCCCAUCUCUCCAGCCUGGAAAAGGAGAGAAAACUGCCACCCAUCUCCUGCGCGAGGAGGCGGUGGGCUGAUCCACCAGCAGGAUUAAUGGGCCGCUGGAGUGGCAGAGCUGUCACCA
Molecule: messenger RNA, 1359 nt
Organism: Oxyura jamaicensis (ruddy duck)
Lineage: Eukaryota; Metazoa; Chordata; Aves; Anseriformes; Anatidae
Gene: TP53TG5
Product: TP53 target 5
Exons: 5
Coding region: 134-646 (170 amino acids)
Source: RefSeq, a predicted model, not a curated record